AUGAAGUUCUCCACCGCCGUCGCCGCCGCUGGCAUCUCCAGCCUCGUUUCCGCGCAGACUCUGAACAUUCCCACCCGAACCGGCAACAUCAUCUCUCUCCCCCGGCCUUCCUACAUUUCUGGCGCCAAGGACUUCAACAACCAGGAGUUCGACCGUGGUCAGAGCUGUGAGGUCGGUCUCGACGUCGGUGUCGACGAGCCAGUCUUCAUCCUGGAGAACGGCGCGUCCAUCAGCAAUGUCAUUAUCGGUGCUCGCCAGGUUUAUGGCGUUAGCUGCAAGGGUAGCUGCACAUUGACCAACGUCUGGUUCCGCGAUGUUUGUGAAGAUGCCAUCGCUGCCCUCGGAACAGGUGAUGUCCUCGUCAAGGGUGGUGGUGCCCGCAACGGUGCCGGCGACAUCAUCAGACACAAAGGCCGCGGCACUGUCACGGUCGACAGCUUCACCCUCGUCGACUCGGCCAGGCUCUACCGCAGCUGCGGCGACUGCUCCAACAACGGCGGCCCGCGCAACAUUGUCGUCAAGAACGUCAAGGUCUCUGGUCUGAAGUCGGAGCUUGUCGGCAUCAACUCGAACUUUAAUGAUGUUGCCACUGUGUCUGGGUCGUGUGGUAUCUCCAACAAGGUGUGCCAGGAAUACCGCGGAGUCGCGAAGGGAUCGAGCAGCUACAAGGUCACCACCACGGCCAACUGCCAGGGUGCGCAGGGCAAGCUGGCCAACCUUCCUGCUUGUUAA
This is a messenger RNA of Verticillium alfalfae VaMs.102, 732 nucleotides long. Its product is annotated as pectate lyase A. The transcript has 3 exons. Gene Ontology annotation, cellular component: extracellular region. Gene Ontology annotation, molecular function: pectate lyase activity. Gene Ontology annotation, biological process: pectin catabolic process. The record is from RefSeq and is a predicted model, not a curated record. Lineage: Eukaryota; Fungi; Ascomycota; Sordariomycetes; Glomerellales; Plectosphaerellaceae. The coding region runs from base 1 to 732 and encodes 243 amino acids.